AUGGGCGUCGGGAAAUCGCAACGUGGUCUUUGGGUGGUCUCUAAGGCCCAAACACCCCAGCAGCGCGCGGCGAACGCCAAAUUCGCAAAGUCUGAGGCGGCGAAACGUGGCAAGCCCCAGAGCGCCAUUAAGCAGAAGCAGGACUUCAAGAGCCCGAUUAGCAAGGGGUGGAUAAUUGUGCUGCUCUUCGUCCUUGGCGGCGGUGCUAUCUUCGAGCUCGCUCGUCUAUUCAUAGAUUUUUAAGCUCUGCGCCUCCUCUAUAUCCCCAUUACAUCAGACAUUGGAUUACAUUUAAAAGAGGAUACAUUUGCGGUUGGCAGAACUAGUGGAUGGGCGGGCUGGUUGUGGCUCGGUCAUCAUCAAUCUUCACUAUGCGGUUGAUUCAAGAGCUUGAUUGGGUCUCCUCGAACGGGUAGAAUGGUCUAAAAGGUGGAUUCUUCAAAUUCCCUAUCAGGAAGCGGACGUGCAUUGUUGUGCUCGGGAAUGGCGCUUGGGUCACGGAUUCUCUGGGUAGAGAUGCGGUUUUGAAUUCCUACAUUCGCGAAGCAUAUACCAAUCUUAAGUCUUGCCCAACUCGGAAAGUACAAAAUGAGAUUCUCUGCAAUAUUGUGCAUGAAGAGAUCUUCAUAGGGAAAAGUUAUCUGAACGGUACGUGAUACGAAAGUUUUCGUGUCAUGUUUGCAUAUAUGCCAUCCCAAUGCACUUAAACCGCCCCUG
Molecule: messenger RNA, 717 nt
Organism: Mytilinidion resinicola
Lineage: Eukaryota; Fungi; Ascomycota; Dothideomycetes; Mytilinidiales; Mytilinidiaceae
Exons: 3
Coding region: 1-243 (80 amino acids)
Cellular component (GO): endoplasmic reticulum
Source: RefSeq, a predicted model, not a curated record